Messenger RNA from Marmota flaviventris (yellow-bellied marmot), 2247 nucleotides. The record is from RefSeq and is a predicted model, not a curated record. Lineage: Eukaryota; Metazoa; Chordata; Mammalia; Rodentia; Sciuridae.
AUGGCCUACGGGGUUCACCAGCCCACCCCAAGCCUCGUGGGCCGGGCACGGGGUGAUGGGUGUCCAACCUCAGUGUGGGAUGACUGGUGGGGUCCCACGUGGUGUGUGAGGGUCGGGGUCAGUGCAGGCGCCGUCAAGGGUGGACGGCAGUACCCGGGGAUCUCCUGUUGGCGGAGAAAGCCCGGCAAGACGCUGCCAGGAGGGUCUUCCCCCGGGGAGGACUCAGGAUGGGGACCCAGGGAGGCCAGCGGGGCGGUCCCCAGCCUGGCCCUGGAGGCGGGGGCGGUCCCAAGCUCCCCUCAGUCCCGCCUCCAGGCUGGGGGGCCUGGGCCGGGCGACGUGGCGGUGGCGCUGGGUGGGGAGAGGGCGGGACGCGGCCCAAAGCGGCCGGAAAGUUUGUUGCGCGGCGGCGGCGGCGCCGGGGACUUGGGUCCCGGGGUCACGCGCGCGGCCCCCAGCGUCCCCAGCUCGCCCGCCGAGUCCCGAUCGCCAUGGCGCACAGAUGCCAGGAUCCCCCAGGCCGCCAGGGAGCCAGAGGCAGUGACGGAAGAUGAGCCCGCCACGCGGGACAGAGCCCACCAGGCAGGACAGAGCCCGCCACAGGACAGACCCGCGCCCCGCGGCAGCCGGGCUCCUAUCCGCCGGGCCCCGCCUGCGCUGCCCCUGUGUGCCUCUGUGUCCUUGCUGGGUGGCCUGACCUUUGGCUAUGAGCUGGCGGUCAUAUCGGGUGCGCUGCUGCCCCUGCAGCUUGACUUUGGGCUGAGCUGCUCAGAGCAGGAGCUCCUGGUGGGCAGCCUGCUGCUGGGCGCUCUGCUGGCCUCCCUGGUGGGGGGCCUCCCCAUUGACCGCUGCGGCAGGAAACGAGCCAUCCUGGGGAGCAACCUGGUGCUGCUGGCCGGCAGCCUGAGCCUGGGCCUGGCGCGCUCCCUGCCCUGGCUGGUGCUGGGCCGCUCGGCCGCCGGCUUUGCCAUCUCGCUGUCCUCCAUGGCCUGCUGCAUCUACGUGUCAGAGCUGGUGGGGCCGCGGCAGAGGGGAGUGCUGGUGGCCCUCUACGAGGUGGGCAUCACCGUGGGCAUCCUGUUGUCUUACGCCCUCAACUAUGCCCUGGCCAGUGCGCCCCGGGGCUGGAGGCACAUGUUUGGCUGGGCCGUGGCGCCCGCUGUCCUGCAGAGCCUGGGCCUCCUCCUCCUCCCUGCUGCCGCUCACAGGGACCUCCUGCUGCUCCAGGGAGGUGAGGCCACCAAGCUGGGCCCCGAGAGGCCACGCUACACCUUCCUGGACCUCUUCAGGGCCCGGGACAACAUGCGAGGCCGGACCGCCGUGGGGCUGGGGCUGGUGCUCCUGCAGCAGCUCACAGGGCAGCCCAACGUGCUCUGCUACGCCUCCACCGUCUUCCGCUCGGUCGGCUUCCGCGGGGGGUCCUCAGCUGUGCUGGCCUCCGUGGGGCUCGGCGCCGUGAAGGUGGCGGCCACCUUGAUGGCCGUGGGGCUGGUGGACCGCGUGGGCCGCAGGGCCCUGCUGCUUGCCGGCUGUGCCCUCAUGGCCCUGUCGGUCAGUGGCCUGGGCCUUGUCAGCUUUGCUGUGCCCGUGGACUCUGGUCCAAGCUGCCUGGCCUUGCCCAAUGCCACCCGGCAAGCUGGCCUCCCUGGAGGCUCUGACCUGCUACAGGACUCAGCUCCACCUCCAAUGCCGAGAGCCGGCGGGGACCCACAGGAGCCCGCCUUGUCCGCCUCCAAGAAAGCCAAGACCCGUCCAGCAGGCAGAGAUGUCCGCACCCCUGCCCCGCCUGCCCUGAGCACCUCCUCCCCGGCGACCCCUGGUCCCGCCCCACAGCAGGCGGUGCUGCGCUGGGCCGCCCUGGUCUGCAUGAUGGCCUUUGUGAGCGCCUUCUCCUUCGGAUUUGGCCCAGUGACCUGGCUGGUCCUCAGCGAGAUCUACCCUGUGGAGGUCCGAGGGAGAGCCUUUGCCUUUUGCAACAGCUUCAACUGGGCCACCAACCUCCUCGUCAGCCUCUCCUUCCUCGAUCUCAUUGGUGCCAUUGGCCUGUCCUGGACCUUCCUGUUCUACGGACUGACGGCUGUCCUCGGCCUGGGCUUCAUCUACUUAGUUGUUCCUGAAACCAAAGGCCGGUCCUUGGCCGAGAUAGACCAACAGUUCCAGAAGAGUCGGCUCACCCUGUGCUUUGGCCACAGACAGAGCUUGGCUGGUGUCCAGUACAGCCGCCUGGAUGUCCCUGUGGCCUCCUGA